GCGACUUCGAGGCGCACCGGCUCCAUACACCAGAAACAUCGCAUUAUGGCCUCACUCUGAGCCUCCUGAUGCGACAGUUGUGUACAUACCUUACCGGCAAUCCGUCACCAUCGACGCCUUGAUCAUGGACCUCCGGUCCAGAGGCUUUUUUCGGGGCCAUCGGAAUUGUCAUUAGUGCUCCCGAAUUACUAUAUUAUUUGAUUUUGAGCACUGUCACUUUUGCACGCCCGGGGAUUUAAACCGAAGUGACAGUAGUAGCACUCACCCCAUCUGCCGGUCAGCUAGCUAGCUAGCUCGCUAAGUCAAUAGCCAAGAAGGGCAUCACUUUUCUUUUGGAGUAAAGGACAAGGAAACUACAACACCACUACUUCCAGUAACAGAAGACUGACCAGAGGCUGAUUUCCCGAGUUCCCAACAUACUCUGUAUUGAUUCCUGAAAGGCUGGCAACACAAGGCCACCCUAAUGCAGAACCAUAAAAGAACGUGAAAUGAACAAACCACCACAGCCUAUAACGGGACCUACGUCUGUCCCUAACCCUUCCCCAUCCCCUGGAUUGACACAGGCCGCCUAUGGUCCUGGCCAGCCCCCCUCUCUUGUUUUUGCGACCCCUCCACCUCCACAAAUGAACUCUGCACCACAGCCAAGACAGUUUGCUGCAGGCCCCCGUACUUUACACCAACAGGGUGGAUACAGAGCAUUACAGAGUUACUAUCAGAACCGACCAGCCAUGGCCACCAGCGCUCCAAGGGUACAGACGAGUAGCGGCCCGCGACCUGUCGGACCCACUCACGUCUACCCGCCCAGCUCCCAGAUGAUGAUGAUAUCCCAGCAGCAGCUGUCUUUUGCUGGCUCCCCUCAGGGUUACUUCAUCCCCCCUGGACAGUACCGGACCCCAUACAUGCCUCCUACUCAGCAGUAUCCUGUGACCAGCGCUACAGCAGGCUUCUAUCCGGGAACUAGCCCUGCUGAAUACCCUGCGUAUGCAGGAGCAUACUAUCCAGCUCAGCCGCAGUACUCCCCGUCUGUCCAGCCGGCAUCGGUCAUGAUCAACCCCGCCCAGCAACAGCAGCAGCAGCAGCAAGCCCCGCCUCCUCAGCAACCACCGGCGCAGUCACAAGGGCAACCAAAGAGGGAACGCAAACCGAUAAGGAUACGAGACCCCAACCAGGGCGGGCGUGAUAUCACAGAGGAGAUCAUGUCAGGUGGAAGGUCCACCACCACACCGACUCCCCCACAGGCCUCCGCAUCAGAUUUAAGUCCUGCACAGACCAAUGGUGAAGUUACACAGCCGGCCACUACAGUGACUAGAAGAGACGAAAACACUGAGCCCCCUGCUAGCGCUGAAACCCCACCACCUCCUGCCACAGCGAAUACAGAGCCUGUGGAGGAGGCCAAACAGGAAACGGACCACCAGAUGACACCACCUGCUGAGUCAGCCGCAGAAUCUGUGGCCCUGACAGCUGCUGCUGAGGUGCCAUCCCCUUUGAAUGAGGACCUGCACUCUCCCCUCCCUGCAGCAGCAUCUACUACUACUACUACUACUCCUGCUGAGGCAGAAAAUACAGUCCAGACUAAAGUUGGUGACACGGUUGACGCUCCUGUCGGCCCUUCAGCAUCGUUGGCACCACAAGAGGCGCCUGUCAAAAUGGAAGAACCACAGGCUGCCCCAGCUCCAGCUGAGAAGGCACCCGAAAAGGAGGAAAAGAAAAUGGAGGAAGUGAAGGAAUUGGAGAAAGAGGAGCAGGUGGCCAGCGCUAAAUUGGAGCCCGCAGUUGAGGUUGCUCCAACAUUUUCUCCCGUUAAAGAGACAAAAGCAGAGACGGCUAUGAAGACAGAAACUGAAGUCUCUCCGCCUCCACCCUCUGCGCAGGAACCUGCUGCUCCACAGACCCAGACCGCCACCGCCCCGAGCUCUGAACCUGAACCCACGCCCGCUGAAGCGGCAGAGCCUCUUCUCUUCAACGGCCUUCCCCAGGACACAGAGGAAGUGUCUGAGGAACUGUCUGAGGAGGUGGCAUUUUUAGACACUACGCCCCUUGACAAGCCGGACGCUUCUCAAUCUCAGAAAUCCACACCUGUGGCUAAAACGUCAAUGCCUGCCCAGGAGGAGGAGGAGGAGGAGGAGGAGGAGGAAGAAGAAGAAGAAGAAGAGGAGAAAAAAGACGAGGAGAAGAAAGAGAAAAACGAGGAUGCCCCUCCCGCCUCUGUCAGCUGUCCUGCAGAGGAAUCCACUAUGCAAGCUGCAACGUCUGUGCCAAAGAAGAGGAAGAACAUGAAGGAGUUGAACAAGAAGGAGGCCAUUGGAGACCUCCUGGAUGCCUUCACAGAGGAGCAAGAAGCCAAGCCUGCCCCUGAACCCUCGUCCACUCAGGCCGACCCCGUCCCUGUUGCUCCACCUAAACCUCCCGCCGAGGUUCCAGAUGAGACCUGGGAGGAGAAAGAAGACAAGCAGAGCUCAGGACCUAAAGCCACACCUGAGACAACUGACCAGAAAUACCAGUACAAAGAAGAGCAAUGGAAGCCGAUAGACCCAGAAGACAAGAAGCGGUACGACAGGGAGUUCCUCCUGGGCUUCCAGUUCAUCAGUGCCAGUAUGAACAAACCCGAUGGACUGCCCACCAUCAGUGACGUGGUCCUGGACAAGGCGAACAAGACUCCAAUGCGGCCUCCUGACCCAGCUCGAAUGAUGAAUGUUGGUCCUGACUUUACUCCCUCUUAUUUGGGGAACCUUGGGAGCAGAUCGGUGGGAGGACCACGAGGCCCGCCGCCUGGCCCACGUCGCUCCCAGCAGGGUCAGAGGAAAGAGCCGAGGAAAAUCAUCCUCAGCAGCAUGUCCCACGGCGAAGACGUGCAGCUCAACAAGGCCGAGAAGGCCUGGAAGCCCACGGGGAAGAAGUCCACUCGAGGCCGCGGCGCGGAGGAUCCCGAAGUGGAAGACGACGAUCCCGAACAGGCCAAGACUAAGGAGCUGUUCAAGCGUCUGCGCAGUAUCCUCAACAAGCUGACCCCUCAGAAGUUUCAGGAGCUGAUGAAACAGGUGACGGACCUGACGAUAGACACAGAGGACAGGCUGAAGGGAACCAUUGACCUUAUCUUUGAGAAGGCCAUCUCAGAGCCCAACUUCUCCGUGGCCUACGCCAACAUGUGCCGCUGCCUUAUGGGGUUGAAAGUCCCCACCUCGGACAAGCCAGGCGUUUUUGUGAACUUCCGCAAACUGCUGCUCAACCGCUGCCAGAAAGAGUUUGAGAAGGAUCAGGACGAUGACGAAAUCUUUGAGAGGAAGCAAAAAGAAUUGGAGGCUGCCAAAGAAGGAGAGGAGCGGGAGCGCUUGAGGGUGGAGCUGCAGAGCGCCAGAGACCAGGCCCGCCGCCGGUCACUGGGUAAUAUAAAGUUCAUUGGGGAGCUCUUCAAGCUGAAGAUGCUGACGGAGGCCAUCAUGCACGACUGUGUAGUGAAACUACUGAAGAAUCACGAUGAAGAGUCUGUGGAGUGUCUCUGCAGGCUGCUCUCCACUAUUGGCAAAGACCUGGACUUUGAGAAGGCCAAGCCUCGUAUGGAUCAGUAUUUCACCCAGAUGGACAAGAUCAUCAAAGAGAAAAAGACCUCAUCCAGAAUCCGCUUCAUGCUACAAGACGUCAUAGACCUAAGAAGGUGUAGCUGGGUGCCUCGUAGAGGAGAACAGGGUCCUAAAACGAUCGAACAGAUCCACAAGGAUGCAGAGCUGGAGGAGCACAGGGAACACAUCAAAGUCCAGCAGCAGCUUCUGUCCAAGGGAAGUGGAGGAGGAGGAGGAGGAGGAGGAGGAGGAGGAGGAGGAGGCGGCGGCGGCGGUAGGAUGGGAGGGAACAUGGGGGGCCGUGGCUCUCACACACAAGGAGGCGGCCGGAAUAGCCAGCCUCAGGAUGAGGGCUGGAACACGGUGCCCAUCUCCAAGAACAGACCCAUCGACACCACCCGCCUCAGCAAGAUCACAAAGCCUGGUUCUCUGGACUUCAACAAUCAACUGUUGGCUCCAGGGGGGAAAGGCAUGUGGGGCAGCUGGGGCAAAGGCAGCAGUGGAGGAACUGGAGCAAAACCAGCAAGCGGAGAGCCGGAGACUGGUCGUCCAGCUACCAGCACCGUCAAUCGCUUCUCAGCCCUGCAACAGUCCGGUUCAGUGGCGGCUUCAACUGACUCUGAUCACAGAGCUCCUCAGAGGUCGAGCUCCAGCCGCGAGCGUGGUGGCGACAGAGAAAAGGGUGAGCGGGAUCGGUUCGAUCGCAGCGAGGGACGAGAGGGUCGUGACGGCCGGAGCACCCCAAACCAAAUCACCAAGAGAAGCUUCAGCAGAGAGUCCCAGGAGCGCGGCGGGAGGACCGGCGACCUCCGGGCCUUAACUGAGCCUGUGCGUCGCGUGGCCAGCAUGACCGACGAUCGGGACCGAGGAAGCCGGGACCGAGGAAGCCGGGACCGAGGAAGCCGGCACAGAGGAAGCCGAGAUCGAGGCAGCGGGGACCGAGGCAGCCGGCACAGAGGAAGCCGGGACCGAGGCAGCCGGGACCGAGGAAGCCGGGACCGAGGAAGCCGGGCCAGGUCUCCAAGCAAAGAUCUCCAAGUUGAGCGUGAGAGCGCUCCAACUCCCCUACCGUCUCUUCCAAAACCUGCCUUGAGUGAAGAGGAGUUGGAGAAGAAGUCGAACGCCAUCAUUGAAGAAUACCUUCACCUUAAUGACCUGAAGGAGGCGUUGCAGUGCGUGACAGAACUCAACAGUGCCUCGCAGCUCUAUGUGUUUGUGCGGACCGGCGUGGAGUCGACGCUGGAGCGCAGCACCAUUGCUAGAGAGCGCACGGGCCUGUUUCUGCACCACCUGGUCAAGGCUGGGGUAUUGCCCUCAGAGCAGUACUACAAAGGGCUAGAAGAGACCCUGGAGGCUGCGGAAGACAUGGCCAUAGAUAUACCUCACAUCUGGCUCUACCUGGCUGAACUCAUCACCCCCAUGCUCCAUGAGGGAGGCAUCCCUAUGGGACAGAUCUUCAGGGAGAUCUCCAAGCCUCUCGUGCCUCUGGGGCAGGCCGGCGUGCUGCUGGUGCAGAUCCUCAAGUUGCUCUGCAAAGAAAUGACCCCGAAGAAGGUCGGGGCAAUGUGGACCGCGGGAGGCCUGAAUUGGAGCGAUUUCUUGCCCGAAGAUGAAGACGUCAACAAGUUCGUCACUGAGCAGAAAGUGGAGUUCACCACAGGAGAGGAGUUGGAGUCGAAGGAAGUUGAUGAGAAGAAGGUCCUCACUGGAGAGGAGCUCGGCAAACAGCUGGAAAGACUCUUCCAGGACAAGGCCAACAACCAGCGCAUCAGAGACUGGGCUGAGGCUAACUUGGACGAGGAGCAAACCGCUUCCAACCAGUUUGUACGAGCAUUGAUGACGUCAGUGUGUCAGUCUGCCAUCAUAUGUGACACCCCGUACAAGGUGGAUGCACGGCAGAUCAACCAGAGGGCCAGUCUGCUGCAGAGAUACCUGUCUGAUGAGCUGAAAGAGCUGCAGGCCCUCUACGCCCUCCAGGCUCUGAUGGUGCACAUGGAGCAGCCAGCGAACCUGCUGCGGAUGUUCUUCGAUGCCCUGUACGACGAGGACGUCAUUAAAGAGGAGGCCUUCUACAAAUGGGAAACCAGCAAAGACCUCGCGGAGCAAACGGGCAAAGGUGUGGCCUUGAAAUCAGUCACCGCCUUCUUCACCUGGCUCCGCGAGGCCGAGGAGGAGUCCGACAAGGAAUAAGACUGAACUGAAAGCUGCCGCCGCCCCCCCCCCCCCCCCCUCAAGGCGGGCUCUGCAGGCGGCUGCAGAGAGUCAGACAAUAUUGCCAGAGAGGCAGACUCAAAUCAAUCCUCAAUGAGGAUAUAUCUUAUUUUAUUUUUUCUUUUUGUUGAGGGAUGGACUCGGAAAACAAUCAUUUCUCUCUACCCCUCCCUCUCUUGCUUCCUCAUUAUGUCCCCACCUGCUUGUCACAGCAAGUGUCCUCAGCAAAUAAACUUGAAAGCUGACGCAGCGGGAUUGCUUGUUGCGAGGUGUGAGGUAUCCCACGUUACUACAAAACUCUUUUUCUCACAAGAAUACAAACCAACCGGCUGCUUUUUAUGGUUCUAGAUAAUUCUAAUGCCUGACAUCCUAUCUGAUCUGCAAGCGUAAAACCACGUGGUGUAGUGGGUUCCCUGAUACGUGGGUAUCGUCAUGCCAUAAUGUGUGUUCAAUCCAAACUCGGCUCUUAUGUCUUUGUCCCUUACUGGAGUGUGCAGCAUGGCUGAAGUGUGUUUCUAUUAAUGAUACAGUGGACGAAACGUCGAUAGAAAAAAAAUGUACAUGAACUCAUCUUGAUUUGAUGGAUGGAGUUUUUAAUGCAAAGGUCGUCUCUUUUCUCUUCCUGUUUCCCCAUCAUGAAUUUCGGGAGGGCAGAAACACGGAUUGGUGUUGACCUUUGACUACUUAGGGGUGGUCUUAAUGCUUCCUUUAAGCCAUCCUCUCCCAUCCCCCAGUAGUGAACCACACUGACUCUUCAUCUUUACCUCUUCUAUACUUAAACCCGAGCUGUCGUAGAGGACACUUAAUGACCCAAUCACCGGUAAAACUUGAAAUCGACAGAAAAUUGACUUGAUGAAAAUAUAUAAAGUUACAAAAAAAGAAAAAAAAACACAGAAAUGAUCCGAAAGCCUUUUCUACUUCAAGUGGAAACUUAUUUCAGGAGCGUUCUGUAAAUAUAUAAUAAUUAAAAAAAACGUCUUUUUCCGUUUUAUUUUUCAGAAACAAAUUGCUGAUGUAAUUGCAGUGUAUACUUUUCCAACAGAAACAGCAGUUGUCCAGAUGCAGAGAGGUGCUUUAGAUAAUCCAUUGAUUAUUAAUUGUGGAAUUUUGUAAAUAUUUUUUUUUGCUUUCUUUAUUUAAGAAAUUAUUGCUUCUUUUGCAUCGGAAACUGGAAAGAUGAGGUAAUGGAGCAUUGCAAAUAAAGGACUUCUUAAGUUGCUGA
Anarrhichthys ocellatus (wolf-eel) is the source of this 6990-nucleotide messenger RNA. RefSeq names its product eukaryotic translation initiation factor 4 gamma, 1a (gene eif4g1a). The record is from RefSeq and is a predicted model, not a curated record. The transcript has 33 exons. The coding region runs from base 489 to 5747 and encodes 1752 amino acids. Gene Ontology annotation, cellular component: eukaryotic translation initiation factor 4F complex. Gene Ontology annotation, molecular function: protein binding; mRNA binding; translation initiation factor activity. NCBI's taxonomy places the organism in Eukaryota, Metazoa, Chordata, Actinopteri, Perciformes, Anarhichadidae.